This is a messenger RNA of Sardina pilchardus (European sardine), 2116 nucleotides long. RefSeq names its product polymerase (RNA) III (DNA directed) polypeptide C (gene polr3c). Gene Ontology annotation, molecular function: single-stranded DNA binding. Lineage: Eukaryota; Metazoa; Chordata; Actinopteri; Clupeiformes; Clupeidae. Gene Ontology annotation, cellular component: RNA polymerase III complex. Gene Ontology annotation, biological process: DNA-templated transcription. The record is from RefSeq and is a predicted model, not a curated record. Bases 135 to 1772 code for a protein of 545 amino acids. The transcript has 15 exons.
AAUUCGUUCAUAUCUGUGAGUUCGAGGGCGGAAGUUAUUCACAACAGUUAACACAUGCGUGUGAUCAUAUUUACUUUGGGAUGUUAUUUGAUUGACUUAACCUAUUGAGUUUUCAUAGGAAAAGUACAUAAAAGAUGACGGCCCAGGAGGUGCGUCUGUGUGGACUCCUUCUGCAGGAGCAUUUUGGGGAGGUAGUGGAGAAAGUUGGCACUCAGCUCAUCAGAAGUGGAGCGCUCAUACUGCGAGCCAUCGUCCAUGAGUCCAACGUGCCCCUCGACUUGGUGAAGAAGUCUCUGUGUGUGCUGGUGCAGCACGGCAUGUGUGUGUUUGGCGGCGGGCGGCGGGGCCCCGGGGGGCCGGUGGAGUACCGUGUGUGUGUGGAGCGCGUGCUGCACAUGCUGCGCUACCCCCGCUACAUCUACACGGCCAAGAGCCUCUACGGGGACACGGGCGAGCUCAUCGUGGAGGAGAUCCUGCAGCGCGGCCAGAUGACCAUGACCUGCGCCGUCAAGACCGUGGCUGACCGGCUCACACACAACAUGGAGGAUGGCUGCAGUAUGGACUACAGUGAGGUGAUCUCGGCCUUCUCCAACUUGGUGGAGACUCACUUCCUGCAGCGCUGCCCCCUAGCGGCUGAGCAAGGAAGCGCACCUCCCACCACAUCAAGCACAGUAGAAGCUGCUCCAGCCCCACCUGCCAUCACAUGCCCCCCAACACCUGAAAGUAACCCCGACUGCUACAGACUGCCUCAGAUGAACCUCCGAGGUCGAGGCAAGCGGCAGCGCUCCGGUGAGGAUGGAGAGGACCAGAGAGGGGGGAAGCGAGCCAAACUGGAAAACGGAGAGGCGGUGGGUGAUGAGGGUAUCUAUUGGCAGGUCAACUUUGAGCGUUUCCACCUGCACUUCAGGGAUCAGGCCAUCAUCAGUGCAGUGGCCUGCAAGCUGGACCAGACGAGCAGUGAGAUUGUCCGGACCAUGCUGAGGAUGAGUGAGGUCACAACUCAGCCUGGUGCUGGCCACACACAACCUCUCUCGGCCAAUGAGAUUUUUCGAGCCCUUCCCCCGAGUUACAGCAUUGGCAGACCUGUUUUGGAUCAGUACCUCAGCUUGCUGGUGGAUGACCCGAUGGAGUUUGUUGGAAAGUCAGGAGACAGUGGUGGAGGGAUGUAUGUCGUCAACCUGCACAGAGCGCUGGCCAACCUGGCAAGAGCAACCCUGGAGUCUGUGGUGCAGGAGAGAUUCGGGUCGCGGUCGGCUCGCAUCUUCCGCUUGUUGCUACGGAAACGGCACCUGGAGCAGAAGCAGGUGGAGGACUUUGCCAUGAUUCCAGCCAAGGAGGCCAAAGACAUGCUGUACACACUACUCUCAGAAAACCUGGUGCAGCUGCAGGAAAUCCCGAAGACCCCAGACCACGCCCCCUCCCGCACCUUCUACUUGUACACGGUCAACCAGCUGCCCACAGCCAGGAUGCUGCUGCAGCGAUGCUACAAGACAGUGGCCAACCUUAUAGAGAGACGGCUCUUUGAGAGCAAGGAGAACAAGCGUCACCUGGAGAAGUCCCAGAGGAUCGAGGCGAUCCUGGCGUCGCUGCAGGCCACGGGGGCGGAGGGCACACAGCUGCAGGAGGUGGAGGAGAUGAUCACCGCCCCCGAGAGGCAGCAGCUCGAGGCGCUACGCCAUCACAUCAACAAGCUGGACUCCAGUGAGAACCAGGUGGAUGAGACCAUAUUCCUGCUGGAGUCCUACGUCAGGUCCACAGGCACCUCCCGCUGACCCGGAGGACGGGGGGAUGAGAGAGAGAGAGGGAGAGAUGGAGAGAAAGGAGGACAAGAGAUGGAGAGAGAGAGGAACUCACUGAUGUGUUAUAUGUCAUGUCAUGUGUCAAGAGUUCCCCUAGUGUUCCUGUUGGGAAGCGGAGACGGCCCCGGGGGUGGUGAGGUCAUACAGUGUGGGGGGGAAUUUUAGAGAUGCAUUGACCCUGAUAGCACCACACUAUGGGUGGGCUCUCGGCCAGACUCUCUCUAGAUGAGGACCGUAUUUGUCCACUGCCAGUCUGAAUAUACUCCACAUCAUUAUUUCUUUGAAUGCGUUUGCCAAUAAAAUAUUUUGAUUUUGUU